This is a messenger RNA of Lecanosticta acicola, 1246 nucleotides long. NCBI's taxonomy places the organism in Eukaryota, Fungi, Ascomycota, Dothideomycetes, Mycosphaerellales, Mycosphaerellaceae. The record is from the annotation of a GenBank genome assembly.
AUGGAUGCGGAUGCGAAUGCCGGCUGGCUCGGGACGCUGAGAGGCCACGUCGAGCACACCUUCCCCAACUUGAAGCAGAACAGCCGAGAUGCCCACGAGCGCGCCCACGGCGGACAAGGCCCCAGGCCACUGACAGCAGAUGAGAUCCAGGCACACCCAGAAUACCCUCACGUGCAUUGGGACUUGAAGCCCGAGAAGCGCGAGAAAAUCGAUGUGGCGCGAGGACGAGGCGGGCCUUUCAAGCUCGCGUAUGAGAUUCACGGACGAGGGCCGAGGAAGAUCAUAGUAAGUGUGAAGCGCGCGCAUCGCGAUCUUAGCCUCGCAGAUGCUGACUAUUCUUACGCAGUGGAUCAUGGGCCUUGGGGGCUUUCUCAAGACUUGGCAGCGACAGACCAAGGAGUUCGGGCAUAUAGACGGCGACAAAUACACCUGUCUCGUCUUCGACAAUCGAGGCAUGGGCGCUUCGGAUAAACCGCUGCUCCGGUAUACGACUUCGGAGAUGGCGAAGGACAUGGUCGAAUUGCUGGACCAUGUCGGCUGGCAAGACCCCCGAAGCAUACACGUGGUCGGCAUCAGUAUGGGCGGCAUGAUAGCCCAAGAACUCGUGAUCUCUGCCCUUCAUGUUUCUUUCCAAGUCCCCCUCGCUGACACCGUCUCCCAGGGCAUGCUGGUACCCGACCGGAUCUGUAGUCUCAACCUCAUCUCUACAGCACCCAGGAUCGUCCGCACACUUCCUUUCGUCGAAAACAUCCGCAACCGAAUUAACCUGAUGGUCCCGAAAUCUCUCGACAGCCAGAUCGCCAAAGUAAAGGCAGACUGCUACUCGGCCGAGUGGCUCGCAAAGCCGGACGAAACGGAACACACGGUUCAGAAGUUUCCCACCAACGGCGACCGCUUCGCGGCCCAGGAAAUCAGCAAGCGUCUCUCUCCGGGAGUCUUCACCCCGAAAGGUUUCAUCUGCCAGCUAUACGCGGCCGGCUUCCAUCACAAAUCGCCCGGGCAGCUGAAGCAGCUCGGCGAUGCCGUGGGUCGCAAUCGCAUCUUGGUCUUCCACGGUACGGGAGACCACAUGAUAGAAUUCGUCCACGGGAAGAUGCUACUCGAGGAACUUGGAGGCGAGGAAAGCGGCGUCACCAAGUCAUUUCAUGAGGGCAUGGGCCACGUCGGACCAUUCGAAAUCCGGCAAGAAUUCCGCAAGCUUAUUGCAGACCGGAUCGAGCGGACAGAAGCUUUGAACAGGGCAUGA